Messenger RNA from Neodiprion fabricii, 5167 nucleotides. It is a transcript of the gene Aplip1, whose product is annotated as JNK-interacting protein 1. The coding region runs from base 67 to 1563 and encodes 498 amino acids. The record is from RefSeq and is a predicted model, not a curated record. The transcript is spliced from 8 exons. Gene Ontology annotation, cellular component: cytoplasm. NCBI's taxonomy places the organism in Eukaryota, Metazoa, Arthropoda, Insecta, Hymenoptera, Diprionidae. Gene Ontology annotation, molecular function: protein binding. Gene Ontology annotation, biological process: regulation of JNK cascade.
UGCGCCGCCUUCGUCCGGCCCGGUCGCCUCCGCCGUCGGCCGCCUCCACGGACCGACCUUUCAAGAAUGGCUGAUUCAGAGUUUGAAGAAUUCCGGCAUUACUUUGAGAGACUGCCUCAACAUCUCAAGGCACCGAUAUCAAAUUACACACUGGUCCACGAUGUCAUGGUCGACGAUUCACCGACGUCCUCGCAGGGCAGCGACGGAGACGUCGGUCAGAAUGGUGCAGCCGUGGACUCGGAGGACGACGAGGUUGUCGCGCUUAUUCAUCGUCACGGAAACCACAGCGAGCAGAGCUCAGGAGACGACGACGAAGAGCUAGACCACCACUGUUCCAUCGUAGCUGACAGCGACUUUAGCUUGUUCGGUGGACUGAGCAGUAGGAGGCGAUCGGUUUCCGGGGCUGGAGGAGGACAAGGAAGAUCGGAAGGUGGAGGCUGCGGCAGGGAGAGUGUAAUCAGUGACGUAGGUGACUCCUGCUCGAGCCUCAGCUCCUGGCCCACUCCGGAACACGUGCCGUCAAAUCGUAGCGGAAGCGGGUGCACCGCAAGCGGCGAACGCAGGCGGAGACGACUUCCGGAGAUUCCAAAGACGAAAAAAUCCGUGUCGAUGUGCCAUUCGUCUCUUCACUCGUCUCCGUCGCUCGCCGACGAGCUGGGGGCGGCAACGUCAACGGCGGGACGGCCGCAUCUCGUUCUGAGGAAGUAUCAUCCGCGUCUCCGUCACGAGGAUAGUUCCCCGGACAGCGAGAGAAUGACGACGGACAGUGGCCACUCCACCGCUCAUUCCCCAGACAACGGGCCCAAGAGUGUGUCUCCAAUUCCGUGCAGUACCGUACAGAAUACGAACUCAGUCUCGCCGAGCAGCACGCCAGGUAGCGGUGGAGUUCCUUUCACGCAGCUGGAACUACUGGAGGCGACUCAUCGCGGGCUGCACAAGUUUGUGCCGCGACAUCACGACGAAAUCGACUUAGAGAUCGGGGACCCGAUAUACGUGCAGAAGGAGGCUGACGAUCUUUGGUGCGAAGGUGUGAACCUGAGGACUGGCAGACAAGGUAUCUUCCCUUCGGCUUACGCGGUGGACAUGGACUACAGCGACUUCGAUCCUUCGGCUCCGAAGGUGAAACGGGAACGAUACCUACUGGGAUACCUCGGAUCGGUGGAGACUCUUGCUCACAAAGGAACGGGCGUCGUCUGCCAAGCCGUUCGCAGAAUCGUCGGUGCCCCGAGUCAGGAAUCGCCCGCGUCUCAGAGUUGCAUUCUAGAAGUGUCUGACCAGGGUUUGCGGAUGGUCGACCGGAGCAAACCGCAGAAAAAUCGAGGCCCUUGCCACGACUACUUCUACUCGCUGAAGAACGUCUCGUUUUGCGCUUUUCAUCCACGGGACCAUCGCUAUCUCGGAUUCAUAACGAAACACCCAACGCUCCAGAGGUUCGCCUGUCACGUAUUUAUUGGCCAAGAGUCGACGCGACCUGUUGCCGAAGCAGUUGGGAGAGCCUUUCACCGGUUCUACACGAAAUUCAUCGAGACUGCUUUCCCCAUAGAGGACAUCUACAUAGAGUAAUGAAUUGCUGAAAUAUAAGUUGCUGUUGACGCUGACGAUCUCAUUCCCUUGUAAAUACCACCCCUUAGCUGAUUUAGCCUUAUAUGUACUAAGUCUAAAUCAAAUGCCCAAUAUAAACAAUUACGAUAAUAAAGAAUCGUUAUUCGCAUGGUAAAAAAACUGCGACGUGUUCAGCCUUUGCAGAAAAUAUUUCGCGCCGGUUCGCCUAGAUACAAGAAAAUACGUACGGUAACGUUAAUUUUUCUUUCUGUAGCGGCUGUACACCCUCAGCGAUUAAAUUAGUUUUUCGUGGUAUAUCGUUUUCGCACGACGAAAUGUAUUAUUCGAAGAGAUUGAAAACUUUGAGAAAAAUUGUUUUUAAUAUGUACUAAACUUCGCGCAUUUAUACAUAGAUAUAAUACAGUGACGAUUGGGCGUUCGAUUUUCACAAUUGGUGUACUGAUGGACUGUUGAGAACUCGCAAGGUGAGCCUUUCGAUCAAUUGCAAAUUCUUACCAGAGAUGAUAUUAAUUAUAAUAAUGAAAAAAAGCCUUAACAUGACCACGGACGUGUGAAGUACGCAAGUGAUGAGUUACACAUACUUCAAAUACCGAUCCUUUCUGUGUCUUUUCAAUGAGCUGCAAAAUUUUUAAAACACUGACUCUGAUUUCAUUCUAUCAAUUAAGAUAACGUAACCACUGUAUUACUAAUACUGUAUAACGUGUAUAAGACAGUGAAUAAUGUCAAUUUGGAAAUGAACUGAUGAGGGGAGGACACGCACCCGGGAUGGCUGGUUUCUUUGAAAUUUGAACCGGUCAAAUCAGAUUAAAUCUCGCUAGAUCCGUAUUUUUUUCCGAACAAUGCGCGGUAGUUGCAAAAAAAAUCAUGUGGAUCUAAUCUGAUCUAAUGACAAAAAAUCGUUCACUAGCUUUUUGACAGCUGUGAAUACUAGUUACAGUACCUACAUUCCAAAUGAAUUACUUUCUUCCGACAGAAAACUUGCAUUUCAUGAAAUGAAUAUUGUGAAAAAACAUGUUACAACAGCAAUCUUUGUCAAACUGAAUACAAGAAUGAAAUAAAGUAAAUACCCUGCAAUAAUCUUGGGGAAAUUGGGUUUUAGCGAAAUCGUCUGGAUUCUGGACACGUUGUAGAUCUCCGUGAGCACGACCCUCUGCUGUGAAUAGUUUGGACGCUAAAAACCACCGUUGACGUCCCAUGGAGACUUUUUUUCAGACUGCCAAUAUCUACAACUUAUCAAAAAUCCAGACGAUUUCAAUCAAAAACCGAAUUACCAUAAGAUUAUUGCGGGGUUGUUUCUUUAUGUGACAACAACAAAUGUUACCUACGCUUUAUAAAAUCAUUUGUAACUUCGUCCUGAUCCCAUUUUCAGCAACUAUCAAAAAUAUUCGGAUUCUCGUGCAUAAACUGCGAACUUUCAGAUAAACAUGGUAAAUUUCAAAUCAAAGUUGAUAACGAUAGAAUAAUAACGAAUAUUUAUGGAAAAGAGCGUUCCAGAGGAUUUACUCUAAUUGUAAAACAGAUUUUACGGUCAGGAAAAUUAGUUUCUUCUCAAUUGAUAAUCCCUUGGGCCACACUUUUUCCCCGUGAUAAGAUACAAUAAGAAUGCGAGUAUAAAAAUUAAUUUGUUCGAAAUUGAAAGGUUAAUAAACGUAUUUCUGAUAACGAGUAAAAGCUAGCGGGCUGGUACCUACUUGCAGAAUUUUAGCAUAUCAGCUCGUACAAACAUUAAGAUAUCGAAAUUACAGGAAAGUUGAAAUUUCUCCCACGUAUCACUUACUAAUAAUUGGUGGAAUGGGCAAUUAUACGCAUAUAUUUAUGAAGGAGAACAGUAUAAAUUUUUAGACUGACGAAAAGGGAUGCCAUCUAAGUAAGUUUGGUAUACGUGAUUUUUCGGCAACCAGUGUCCAUUGGUCAGGAAAAAAGUGCGGGUCUAUAAAUGAAAUUCAGUUUUAUUUCACCAGUUCGAAUUUCAAUAAAAUUGGUCAUCCUGGGUGCGUGUCAUUUUCUUGUGAGUGCGUUUAACUUAUAAUUAUCGAUAUUGUCACGCGAUUUAUUGCAGGGAAACGGGAAUGGAACAAAUCAAAUGGUUCUUUUACCGGCUUGUAUAAGAUUGAAAUUACAAGUAGAACAAAUGACAUAAUAAAUGGAUGAUAAAAUUUGAUUAGCUUGUUAUGCGGAAGAAAAAAAAUGUGCCCAAACGUAUACAUUGUCAUUAAUACAACAAUUAGUAUAAACAACAGUUUGGAGUGGCAAUGUAAUAAUCAUUGUAUACAGUCACCGUAUAUUAUAAUUAUCUAAUAACGUAAGAGAUAAAAGUAUACAUAUGAGGGAAUAAAAUUAUUCAACAAGUCUGAGGUUCGUUUUUGAUCCAGAUUGCAGGUGCUGGAAAUACUAUUAGCUUUAGCUUCACGUUUUUGCAUAAUAUUAGCGGAAAAUACUUACUUACCUGAGUGACUCGAUAUUUGUGGAUUUAUUGGAAAUUUCCAACAUCACUAUUGAAAAACAAUAUCGGGACGAGUUUAAGUAACUACAAAUCGUACAAAUUAUUUUUCGUUAUUUUAAUAAUAAAUUUCAAUUAAGUAAGUGACAAAGUUACAUCUUUCAAACUUGGCAAGCCCUAAUAGUUGAAAGCAUCGUAUCCUAUAUCGGUCUUUGCAGGCCGGCCGUGAAGUCGAAAAGUUUCGGAUUCGUGAAUCGCCCUCGCAUGUCAAGAAUGUAAUGCAUCAUAUCUCCUUUCACUUUUAUCGGGAGGUGAACUUUUGCUUCGGCUCUGUUCAGCUUGCAACAUACCUGUAUAAAUGAAUUAUUCGAAAAUUAAAAAUGAUGUGUUUGGAAAUGUAAAAUAUUUGUCAAGCCUGUGAAUAAUGGUGAAACAGUUUCACGGACUUUUGUCAACAAAACAAAUUGUCCGUUAUUUCUUUUACACAACGUCAAGCUUUACCGAAUAGCUUAUAUGCUGUAGUAAGCUCCGUUUCAUGAAAUAUUACAAACUUGGUAACUCAAAAAAUAUUUUCACAAAUCUGCAAAGAUUGAAGUUUUAUUGAAUUGCUCGUGGCGAUUAUACGAUCUGCUCAUAAAGUAAUGGUAAUUUACUUCUCGUAAAGUGCGUGAAUAGCCGAGGCUAUCAAGGGAAAACGCGGCUCCAGGAACUCCCACACACACACACACAUAUAUAUAUAUAUAUAUACACUACAUAUAUAUAUACAUUUAUAUAUGUAUAUACCUUAUCCAGGGGAACCGUCCUCGUCCUGGUCCCUCCAAACGGAGUGUGCGUAAUGAAGGUGAGCUUAUUUCCACCCUUGCGCAAGACGAGAUAUUUAACGGACUUCAAUGUAUGCAUCCAUGCAAACGCGAACAUCGCGUACCCUGUGAAUAAUAAAUAAAAUCGAUGAUGGUGAACACAGGAAAAAUUGUGAAAUAAAUUCGGUUGUAAUAAUUUAAUUACCGAUUAGAAAUGUGCAUACAGAGAGAAUGGUCCGAAUCUUUUUUUCGCCAAAGUUGAUACUCCUCCACCAGGGUAAAUUAUCGGCCUGGGAUUUGCUUACAGGGGUAUCCUUCAGCAUGGUAUAAAUAAAGUGGGCCAAAUAUGUCCAAAAUAUUAAUU